CAUGUCCUCUUCUCACCGCAAAACAAACAGAGACCUCACCGGAAAAUCAACCAAACAGAAGCUUCAUCACUCUCCCACAAUGGCUUCCACAACCAACGGACAAGAAGACCAGAACCAAGCCGGAAGGCAUCAAGAAGUCGGCCACAAGAGUCUCUUACAAAGUGAUGCUCUGUAUCAGUACAUUCUGGAAACGAGCGUUUAUCCAAGGGAGCCUGAAUCGAUGAAGGAAUUAAGAGAUUUAACAGCGAAACAUCCGUGGAAUAUAAUGACGACAUCGGCUGAUGAAGGACAGUUUUUAAACAUGCUGUUAAAGCUGAUCAAUGCGAAGAAGACGAUGGAGAUUGGAGUUUAUACUGGAUAUUCGCUUCUGGCUACGGCCCUAGCUCUUCCUGAAGAUGGAACGAUUCUGGCUAUGGAUAUUAAUAGAGAAAAUUAUGAGUUGGGUUUGCCGGUGAUUGAAAAAGCGGGCGUUGCUCAUAAAAUCGAGUUCAAAGAAGGACCUGCUCUCCCAGUUCUUGACGACAUGGUUGCUGAUAAGAAGAAUCAUGGAAGUUAUGACUUCAUAUUUGUGGAUGCUGAUAAAGACAACUACAUAAAUUACCAUAAAAGAUUGAUCGAUUUAGUUAAAGUUGGUGGAGUGAUCGGAUAUGACAAUACCCUAUGGAAUGGAUCGGUGGUUGCUCCACCUGAUGCACCCAUGCGCAAGUAUGUUAGGUAUUACAGGGACUUUGUGUUGGAGCUCAACAAAGCUCUUGCUGCUGACCCUAGGAUUGAGAUUUGUAUGCUUCCUGUUGGUGAUGGAAUCACUCUUUGCCGCCGGAUCAACUAAACAUCCUAUUAUUUCUUGCACUCACUCCUUCAUACACGAUCACUCUUCUUCAUUGUUUGUAAUGGAAGGAUCUCGCUUCAAUUUGACUCUUCUUUUUUACAAUUUGAUCCUUUUUCCCCCCUUAAUAUCAAUCUAUUUCCCUUUGGAAGUUUUUCUAUGUAAUUCAAAUUGAACAUUUUAAUGAAUAAUAUUGUUUUUCUUUUAUUUUUA
Messenger RNA from Cucumis sativus (cucumber), 1039 nucleotides. RefSeq names its product caffeoyl-CoA O-methyltransferase 5. The transcript is spliced from 5 exons. Lineage: Eukaryota; Viridiplantae; Streptophyta; Magnoliopsida; Cucurbitales; Cucurbitaceae. The coding region runs from base 2 to 829 and encodes 275 amino acids. Gene Ontology annotation, molecular function: S-adenosylmethionine-dependent methyltransferase activity; O-methyltransferase activity. The record is from RefSeq and is a predicted model, not a curated record.